Messenger RNA from Venturia canescens, 1449 nucleotides. RefSeq names its product hyaluronidase-like. Gene Ontology annotation, molecular function: hyalurononglucosaminidase activity. Lineage: Eukaryota; Metazoa; Arthropoda; Insecta; Hymenoptera; Ichneumonidae. The coding region runs from base 115 to 1323 and encodes 402 amino acids. The record is from RefSeq and is a predicted model, not a curated record. Gene Ontology annotation, biological process: defense response; hyaluronan catabolic process; carbohydrate metabolic process. The transcript is spliced from 5 exons.
AGAAACGAGAACUUUAGUCAUAAACGCACACGAACCGGACUUAAUUAACCUGCUUUUUUAUAACCGAGGAUCACGUAUGCUCCGGUCAUCGAGAACGAUAUUUGCUGUGGAAAGAUGUUUGGAUUUACAAAGACGUUUUAUCUCACUCUCGCCUUUUUAUUCGCCAAUGAGAUCGAAGCUUUCUUCGGCAGCUUAAAAAAUCUGCUCGCUGGUAGGAGCCAUGCGGAUUAUCUGGUUUACUGGAACGUUCCCACUUUCAUGUGCCAUAAAUAUGGGAUGAAAUUCGAGGAAGUAUCGCGUGAUUAUCGGAUGAUACAAAAUCCUCAGGACGAGUUUCGUGGUAGCGAGAUUGCGAUGCUCUACGAUCCAGGAUUGUUUCCGGCACUGCUCCAAAGUCCAAAUGGCUCCGUUAUCAAGAGAAACGGUGGCGUGCCACAGGAGGGCAGUCUGGAUGAACAUUUGAAAAAGUUUAAAACCGACGUUGCCCUGCACAUUCCGGACGAAUCUUUUCACGGGCUCGCCAUCAUCGAUUUUGAAAGCUGGCGACCGAUCUACCGCCAGAAUUGGGCAUCUCUGGCGCAGUACAAAGUCGUCUCCGAAGAAAUUAUGAAGAAAAAACAUCCCAACUGGAAUGAGAAAACUCGGAAGAAGGAAGCGGCCAAAGCGUUUGAGAAAUGGGGAAAAAAAUUCAUGGAGGAAACCCUCAACACUGCCAAGACCCUGAGGCCCAAAGCCACUUGGGGUUAUUACGCUUUUCCUUAUUGCUUCAAUCUCACUCCUAAUCAACCUGGCUCGCAAUGCGAUCCCAAAGUUUUGGAAGAAAACGAUAGCAUGGCUUGGCUCUUCAAGAACGAAAAUGUCAUUCUACCUUCCGUUUAUCUCCGAUCUAAUAUGAGCAGACGAGAUGUCAUCGGCUUGAUCAGAGGUCGGAUCAAAGAGGCGAUGAGAAUGGCCGAAAAAUCGAAGCCCAGGACCAAAGUAUUGGCUUACACGUGGUACAAAUAUCAUGACAAAAGAGAUACUUUCGUAACUCAAGAGGACCUGCAAUCCGGGAUUCGAGAAAUAAUCGAUCGUGGAGCUGACGGUUACGUGAUAUGGGGUAGCUCGUCCGACUUGAAAACCAAAGAAAUGUGUCAACAGUUUCGCAAUUACUUGAACGAGGUGCUCGGACCAGCUGUGCUCGAAUCUAAAGAAACGGCGAAGCAGCGAGUAGCCGCUCACGGGGAAGAAUCUCCUUAUCAAACUUUAUCGAUUCAGGAGGAAAACAACUCGAGCGAACAUGAAAAUCGAACGACUCCAUCUCCUACAGCCAUUUUGUUAUGAAUUCUGAUGUUUGAACAUUGAACGUUGCUUCGUCCUAAUCAAAUCUCGACGAGACAAACUACCUUAACAAUAAAAAGCCUGCCAAUGUACAAAAUAAAGAGAAAUUUUCUUUUUUAUAAAACUGCA